AUGACAUCUGCUUCUAAUGUAGAGUUAUUAAACAUCAUGUUUAAGGACAUUGCAGCCAUUGGAGAAUUAGCAUGGACCCCCACUUCAAAUAUGCUACCUGAUGAUAUUGAGAGACGUAAGGAGGGGUUGAGUGAAAUGUCUACUGACUCAUCUUCUCCAGAUAAUGAUGAUGAUUCUAAUGAAGUUGAGACUCCUAACCCUAAACAGCCACUUAACCCUCUACAACUAGCACAAGACAAAGGAAAGAAUCUAGCUUUGCCAUCAUCCACACAAGGCAAAGGGAAGAAAGGUGGAGCAACAAUAAAGGUGACACAACAACUUAGUUGUAUGUGUCAUAUUGUGGAGUCAAGGAACUCAGUCUUUUUAGUUGAGCUGGGUAGUUCUAUUUGUAAUGUCAUGGAACACGUAUACACCUUGGAUGGCAUUGAGAAGGGAUCUGAACUCUUUUUCAUGGAAGACCUGUCCUUGUAA
Molecule: messenger RNA, 471 nt
Organism: Quercus lobata
Lineage: Eukaryota; Viridiplantae; Streptophyta; Magnoliopsida; Fagales; Fagaceae
Exons: 2
Coding region: 1-471 (156 amino acids)
Source: RefSeq, a predicted model, not a curated record